AUGAACGAGUCCUGGGUUGAAACGCCUUACGCGCAAAUGCGGGGCGGGGACGGGGAAAUGCUCCUCCACGAGACUGCCCAUCCGGAGCCAGCUACAUUUCCACGCCUCUAUCCCAGCGCUCGCCGAAUCCGCUGUGUUGGUAGCCUGGACCCUGACCCGGUUAAUGGUAUCGCCAGGGGUCUUGGCCGCGCCGUCCGCCGCAAUGCCUUGUCCAUGAGUGAAGCUGUCGAUUUCCUGUUUCAUAUGGCCAACGACGAGUCCUCCCUGGCGGUCAUGGGUGAGGGAUUUGGUGAAAUGGCUGCGCAGUUCCGCGGUGGUGACGUCACGAUCAAGGAGCUAUUUCAACUGGUCGCCCACGCGAAUCGCAAGCUCAGCCCCUUCCGGUACGCUCUGUGGGGGAUGAUCGAGCAGAUUUGGACUGGGGAGUGUACGACAGGGGAGGUCCUUAGCUUCCUCGUCGACAUGGCUCGGCGCAAGAUGGCGGCAAAUGGCUCCGGAAUGCUUGUUCGAGCCGUUGGCACACGCAAUGGUCUCCCUGUCUCGAUUACCAAGCGUAUACCCAAAGCAGACGAGCACGCGUACCUUAGCAAAACUAUGGGUACUGCAACGGGAACUGCAUGUGCAGCCUUCAUGGUCAUGGCGAUUGAGAAUGGUCUCAGGCGUAAUGGCGUCUUUUGUCCGAAAGAUUGGGCUACACCGGUCAGAUUUUACGAGGCCUUGGAACGUGUUGGCACCCCCAAGAAUGAAAUCAUAGAGAGGGUCUAA
This is a messenger RNA of Aspergillus udagawae, 765 nucleotides long. RefSeq lists its product as uncharacterized. The record is from RefSeq and is a predicted model, not a curated record. The transcript has a single exon. Lineage: Eukaryota; Fungi; Ascomycota; Eurotiomycetes; Eurotiales; Aspergillaceae. The coding region runs from base 1 to 765 and encodes 254 amino acids.